CGAUUGAACAAGAUCCAAAUUGCCAAUUGGCGGUUCUUCGAAAAGGCUCCCUCCUUGUCCAACCGAAGCCAAACCGAGCAACGAGGGUCUUCAUAAUCCAACAAUUCAAUUCAUUAUUAUUAGAGAAACACAACUCACCAUGGCGUCUGCUCCACCCUCUGAAUUUGACGGGAUAACUCCCCUUAUACCUCCUCCUGCAGUGCAAGCACCCACAUUUUCUGCUUCUCCUGAAAUCACAGAGGAAUCGAUUGACCGCUUGCAGCAACAGGGUUUUACCCGUGGCCUUGCUCUCUCCCUGAAUAGUUCCAAGAAAACGUUUCGCAGUCGCACAUGGGUGGUUGACAAUUCAGGGUCGAUGCAAGCAUGCGACGGUCACAAACUGGUGGCCACGGGCCGACAAGCCAAUCAAGUGGCGUUGGUUCCAUCCAGCCGAUGGGAAGAAAUUCAAGAAUGCGUCACGUAUCAUAUCCAGUUAGCUGCCGCCAUCGAAUCCAAUACUACAUUUCGCCUAUUGAACCACCCAGGAGCCGCGGUCGGACCCCAACAAGUCAAGGUUGCCUCGAUACCAGGAGAUACUACCCUCCUCGGUCAUGAAGUCAAUAUUGCCAUGGAAUGGAUACGGAACACUCGUCCCAAUGGCUGCACACCCCUCACGCAACACAUUUUGGAAUUUCAACGAGAAGUGGCCGCUCAGGAACAAACAUUACGGGCCAAUGGUCAAAAGGUGGCAUUAGUACUGGCAACCGAUGGAUUGCCGACGGAUGAACGAGGAUAUGGUGGUUCCCUUCAUCAGGAACAAUUCCUGGCCAGUUUGAGGACGUUGGAAGGCUUGCCCGUGUGGAUUAUCAUUCGACUUUGUACCGAUGAAGAUCCAGUCGUGUCCUUUUAUAAUGAGCUGGAUUCACAAUUGGAACUCUCGAUCGAAGUCCUGGAUGACUUUUUGGGGGAAGCACAGGAAGUGUACAAGCAAAAUCCCUGGUUGACUUACGGGCUGCCCCUCCAACGCAUGAGAGAGCUGGGGUUCCAAGAACGCAUAUUUGAUCUCCUUGAUGAAAGACCACUCACAAAGACGGAACUGAGGGAUUUCGUAGCCAUCUUAUUUGGAUCCGAUGCCAUGGAUGGCGUUCCGGACCCUUUUAUGGAUUGGGAUGGAUUUGACCAAGACGUCAAGCUUCUGCUAAGUAAGGAGUCGGACACGUGGAAUCCUAUCACCAAGAAGAUGGAGCCCUGGAUCAACAUGCGCAAACUCAAUAGAAUCUAUGGCGACAAACUCAAAUGUGAGAUUUGCCAAAUAAUGUAGUUUCAAGUAAGAAUGUUAGCUUUCUUUCAAGGUGCCACAACACCAACUAUUUUAAGAGACAGAGAGAAAUUCUUCAUAUAAGACAAUCGCGCCUCGUUCCCACU
This is a messenger RNA of Seminavis robusta, 1404 nucleotides long. The record is from the annotation of a GenBank genome assembly. Lineage: Eukaryota; Bacillariophyta; Bacillariophyceae; Naviculales; Naviculaceae.